AUAAUCGUGUCCAGCUUUCCCAGUUUCACAUCUUCUUAGCUACAGAGAACUGCGCAACAGCCAACAGUUCAUACGGGGAGGUACGAUUCUGCCUGGGCAAGACGUAGUCUUGGGUAACCCCAUACAGAGACAACUUUGUCAAGCCGACUUCUCUCCGAGUGCAGAGAAAUCGUCAAUUGCAGAAAGAAUGGGGGGAUCAGAAUCUAAGACCGAGGAAGUUGUAAGAUGGCACGACCGUUGGGACGAUGACGCCGAAGAACAAGGCAUUGCUGACGCUGUCAGAGAGUUUGAAGAACGACGGGGGAGCCAGAGAAUGAAGGAAGUAAAGGAGACUCUUUUUCGGAUACAGAAAGACCUGGAGGAGUAUCAAGUUGGGUCAAAACUUCGGCUUGGCAAGUUUUUCCCCGCAAAGAUUAAGGAGAUCGAAAGUAUCAACAUAGCCAUGGUUGGCCCAACAGGAAGUGGCAAGUCAAGUUUCAUCAACAUUGCUGAACAAGUGAUGAUGGGUGAGGCUACUGCCAUCACUCAGAGCACGGGUAAGGAGGGUACCAUCCACCUGGAAGAGUUCCUCACCAAGUUCAACUUCCGGCUGAUCGACACCAGAGGAUACUUUGAUUUGGACGAAGGGUGGUCUCAAGAGUUGAAGAAUAUCUUAACAGGAAAGAUCCGACCAGGCCAGACGAUUGUGCGUGAGGUAGAUGACGCGGCUCUUGCCCCGGAACAGCACCUGCGGAGUGAUGAGGCGCCCUUCGGCGAGCAGAUCCACGGCGUCAUCUGUGUGAUGGUGGACAAGGACCCCAGACUGGAGCAGUACAAGACCAGGAUGAGAUCCAUCAAGGAGUACCUACGGGAAGAAGGUUUCAGCCCAGUUGCUGCCCUGGCCUUUGAAGAUGAAGAAGACUUCAAGGACGAGGAUAGAAGACGUGGCAUCAUGGAAGACCUGUCUGCUGCCGUUGGCGCCCCAAUAGACAAGACAUUCCCUUUCAUAAACCACCUGGCAUCGGGAAGUAAAGUAAAGAAAGAUCCAGAAUCGGUGUUGAAUGUGCUGGACAUUCUGGACACCGCAGUGACAGCGGCUGAGAAGUUCAUCAAGGUUCGGCUGCAGCGUGAGAAGUACGCGGGAGAACGUCAAGCAAAAGAACGUGGCCCUGAGUCCCAGUCGGUAAGUGACUUCAUCCAGGACAUCGGGAAGGCCCACAACUGGGACAAAGGUCGCGUCGACUCGCUGGUCAAGCGCCUGCAUGACGAGGACAUCUAUGACGUCAGCGACCUUCGGGACAGCUGGGAUAGCGUCAGCGAAACGCUGACCAUGGGGAUGCGGUCUGUCCUGAAGCAGGCCUUGUCUGUGUAGUCAUUUCAGUGUUCAGGAAGUCUUCGUGUGGCAUUUUGUGUAACCACCUCGUAUUGUGCAGAGUGAUAUUGUGGCAUUUUGUGUAACCAUCUCGUAUUGUGCAGAGUGAUAUUGUGGCAUUUUGUGUGUAACCAUCUCGUAUUGUGCAGAGUGAUAUUGUGGCAUUUUGUGUAACCAUCUCGUAUUGUGCAGAGUGAUGCGAAUGUUGUAAUCACAAAUGUGUGCAGGAUAUGUAGACAUCAAUUGUAGUCAUCUUUACAAAUAUCUAAUUGACCGUUUUAAUCUCGAAUGACGUAUACAUGCAUUUUGUUCUAAGAUCCAGCUUU
Messenger RNA from Branchiostoma floridae (Florida lancelet), 1677 nucleotides. RefSeq lists its product as uncharacterized. Bases 188 to 1351 code for a protein of 387 amino acids. The transcript is spliced from 9 exons. Lineage: Eukaryota; Metazoa; Chordata; Leptocardii; Amphioxiformes; Branchiostomatidae. The record is from RefSeq and is a predicted model, not a curated record.